UUUGAAAUGGAAGCUCUCCCACAACCUGUUAAAGAAUUUGAUACAAAAAGCAAAAUCAGUGAUAAAUUUCAACACGCCCUCAAUCUAUUUCAAGAUAUCAUUGCUCAAUAUCCAAAUACAACUGGAGUAGAAGUAGUUGGCUCCACUUAUGAAAGAGACAAACUAGUAUCGAUGGUGGUGAAAGUCUUAUUUUCCAAAACAGAUCUCUCUAAAUAUGAACCAAGAGUCCACUCAGACCUUUACAGCAUAAACAUUACAACAGGGGAGGUUUCUCAGCUCAAUGAAAUUCCUACUUCUGAGCCAAAGGAUAAGCAGAUUGUAGUAAAGACAAAGAAGGAUUCAGAGAUGAUCCUUAUCAAGACAGACUCAAAAUAAUGAUAAGGCUUUAUACUUAGAACACUGGAAUUCAGAAGGCUUCCAGAUAUCAUUAAAACUCGCUGACUGUGGGGCUCCCUACAAUCAUCCAGUUUUUGGAGGUGUCUCAUGGUCUAAAAGCAAGGAUAAGAUAGUCUUCGUUGCUGAAAAGAAGCCUAAUGAUAACUUUACCCCAUACUGGGACAAUGAGGUUAAGAAGCCGAUGACUAAAGAAGAAGCUGGAAAAGAUUCUAAGAUUCCUCAUAAUUUCAGAAAGUGGCUCUAUAAUGAUAAACAGGGGACACAGAUAAAUAAUUUUGGAGAAACUCUGACUGAUAGGAAGUAUCCAGUUAUGGUUGUGUAUGACCUAAAGCUUAGAAAGAUUACAAUCUUAGAUAUCCAAGAAUUCUUCAAAAAUGGGAACAUCGACACAGAUGCAUUUACCAAUAUAUAUCCUGCACAUCCUUUGUUUGAUGAGAGUGGAGAAGGCAUAGUGUUUCAUGGAUAUAAUUUGCCUAUUGAUAAAGUUGGGAUUAAUUUUUGACUGAACAAACCAACAAAGCUGUAUCAUCUUAAAAAGUACAGUCAGCCAGAAUCAAUCAAGAAAGACAAUGAAGCGUCUCAAGAAGAUUCUGAGCCAUUCAAAUAUGAAAUUGAAACCUUGACAGAAGAUUACUACUUUGCUGGAUUUCCUAAAUUCUCAGAUGACUAUACUUAUUUAGCUUAUUUUGGUAGUAAAGAGGAGUUCAUCACUCAUGCUACCAGUCUUGAGCUCAAUGUAGUCAAGAACUUUGGCAAAGAUAACCAACAAUCAUACAACGUUGUCAGAAGAGACUAUGAUAUCACUGAGGAGUUUACAGGAAUUUUUGGAUACCACCAAGUUUACAACAACUCUAAGUUCAUUAAAGGAACAAGCCAAGUUCUUCUCAGCUCUUUAAAUAAAGGGAAGAAAAUUAUUUUAUCAGUUGACGUUGAAUCAAAGGAAAUAAAAAUUCUUACAAAUUCAGAAAUGAGUACGAAUGAUUACAUAGAAAUCUUAGACAUUCAAGACGAUUAUGCCUUUGUGGUCUCAUCUUCAUAUCAUGAACCUCCUUCUACAUAUCUUGUAUCAGGGUUUACUGAGGCUACCCCAAAAUGGAUAAAAAUUUGUCAAAUAUCUGGCAAGCAUGAGCUAUUUGAUAGUAUAAUGCCCUUAAUAAAGAUUGACACUUUAAGAACGAAAGAGGGAGCUGAAGGAUACUUUAUUAGAGUUGCUGAUGAAGGUAGAGUAUUUGAAACACAGAAGAGACCGACUAUUCUAAUUGCACAUGGAGGUCCUCAUUCAGCAUUCCCUUCAUAUAACAUGUUCCAGAAAGAUAAGUUACUGUGGAUAUCACUUGGAUAUAACUUAUUCUUUGUAAAUUACAGAGGAUCUCUUGGAUAUGGGCUGAAGUUUGCUGAAUCUCUUUCAGGAAAUGUUUUCACUAUGGAUGUUGAUGACUGUCUAAACCUCUUUCAACAAUGUAUUGACAUAUUUGAUUCAGAGAUUGAUCAGUCUAAACUUUGUGUUUAUGGAGGUUCUCAUGGAGGAUAUUUAACCUGUUCAAUGAUCUCUCAUCCCGAUUGGAAUGAUCGCUUUGCUGCAGCAUGUAUUUGGAACCCAGUUACAGCUAUGCAUGCAACUGUAACAUUCUCUGAUAUUCCUGACUGGCAUUACUCAGUAGCUUGUAAUAAGCCUCACACAUGGAUACUGAAUAAAGAUGAUGUGUCUGAAAUGUAUGAAAAAUCUCCAAUCUCAAGAGUAGACAAAGUAAAAACUCCUUCUCUUUUCAUAAUUGGAGGAAAUGACAGAAGAUGUCCAGAUAAGCAAGGAAUCCACUUUUAUAGAGGAUUGAAACAGCUUGGAGUAAAGACUGACUUACACUUUUAUCCAGAUGACGGCCAUGCUGUUUCUUCUCUAGAGCCAAAUAUUGAUGCAUUAAUGAAUAUGACAAGAUGGUGGGUUGAUAACGUCUAA
Molecule: messenger RNA, 2350 nt
Organism: Moneuplotes crassus
Lineage: Eukaryota; Ciliophora; Spirotrichea; Euplotida; Euplotidae
Source: the annotation of a GenBank genome assembly